Messenger RNA from Acanthoscelides obtectus, 2525 nucleotides. The record is from the annotation of a GenBank genome assembly. NCBI's taxonomy places the organism in Eukaryota, Metazoa, Arthropoda, Insecta, Coleoptera, Chrysomelidae.
UGCGCUGAAACUAAACAAUUUUGGCGACAAAAAAUGCAAUGUAAGCAUAGGCUUGGCUUCUGAUCUAUUCGAAUUCGUUGGGAUGCAAAUCUUAAUAGAAGUAGUUGUAAUGAUAAUUUAGAAGGUCUGGCAACGUUACAUUGUUUUUGACAACCACGUGUUGUGUAUUGUUGUCGCUGCAAUUUAUGUAUUUAUGAAUAGGAACGUUUAACGUUACGCAACUUCUUUUCUGUGUGAGUUUCCCAGUAGUUUUCUAGAGCUGCAUGCCAAUUUUUAGCUCUCUCUUUAGGAAAUUCUGGUUAUACACAUCACCUUGACAUUCUAAGGUUAUAAUAACAUGAAAUCAACGAAAUACCUGGUAUCUUCUAUUUCAUUCUGUUACAUUGUACGUUGAUACGGUACAUGCGCCUGUAUGUGUCGUAAAUUAAUGACCGAUGCUGAUCAGAUUAGGAGACUUCUGGAUAUCAGGAUUGCGGGAAAAUUUUUAUCGGCAUGAUUGUAUGUCACUGAUGUCGGCAUUUUCGUCACGUUUUUGCACAGUAAGGCGUACGCGUGUAUUGAUUUCGAAAAAUGUUUUCAAAUUUUGUGAAAACGAGCCGCUUGACAGUGGUGCAGGCACUACAAACUGGUGUAUUGAUGGGGGUAGGGGACGCAAUAGCUCAAACUUUUGUUGAAAAAGCACCGGGAAAGAAAUAUGAUCCCAGGAGGACUGGAAAAUUUUUCCUUCUAGGAGUAGGAUUUGUGGGACCCACACUAGGUACAUGGUACCGAGUUCUUGCCAGUCGCUUUGGUGAUACAGGAACAUUUAAUGUAGCAGUGAAAAAAAUGGCCUUAGACCAGCUAGUAUUUGCUCCCUCGUUUUUGGCAUUAUUCAUUACAACUGUAAGCUUUACUGAUGGCAGAAACUGGAGAGAAACAAAACAGCAGCUAAUCCAUAAGUACCCAGAUAUUUAUUUAACAAAUUUAACCAUUUGGCCAGCAGUACAGUUGGUCAAUUUUUCUUUCAUACCUCUGAGGCACCAACUGCUGUUGGUGCAGUCUGUGGCUAUUUUAUGGAACUGCUACUUGUCUUGGAAAACCCAUAAGGAGAUACAGUAACUUCAUACAUAAGCUUGAUAUUGAACAAUACCCUUUCAUCAAACUGAUUAGGAUAAUUACACAUAUCUAUCAUAUAUAAUUAAACAACAGUAUAUUUAUUUAUAACUGUAUUGAAGGUUACACCUUUCCCCCAUAAGCUCAAAAUUACAUUUAUGAUAGUUGACACUUCUUUCACCCAAGAACAACACCAAGUUACUUCUUCAACUUUUUAAACUAUGCUUUCAGUAUUGUACUUUUAUAGUCUAGAAGAAUUGAAGGGAUUUGAUUUAAUAUUAGAGUGGUAAAGAAUCUCAAUAUUCCUUAUAUACGAUGCAAGUUUUACAUGUCAUUAACUUACCUUUUGUCAUUCAGUUAUUUUAUGGUCUUUCCAAAAAAUAAAAAUCCAUCUGAUACUUCUUAGAAUAGAUGUUUUUUGAUGUGUGCCAGUUUUUACACUUUGAUAAUGUAUUUAUGAAAUAUCUUACUCUAACUGUAGCAACAUUGUACUUACUAGAACUGUUAGAAUCCAACUAGAUGAUUCUUGGAUGAUGUAAAUUCUAUAGUAACAAAUUUUUUUUGGCUAAAUAAAAGCUGACGAUCCAUGUCGGACGCUUCAGUAGUUUAUUUGACUCCCAUGAGGUAUAUGUUGACAUGUGAUAAAAUCUAUUCAUCAUAUCACUGUUUUUAGCUACCUCUUACAUAGCAUAAAUAUGACAAAUGAGCAAUGUAGUUUGUGUAUUUGUAUAAAAUGUUACUACUCCACUUUUGCCUGACAAAAACCAAAGUUAGUCUUUAUAAAGGCAUUUAUUUAGUUACUUCUUUCAGGGAAUUAAAAGGUAUUAUUGUAAAUCUUAUUUCAGGUAUAUAAUGAUUGACGUGCUUCGUUUGUGUUAAAAACAAAUUUUUCUAAUUAUGUAGCAUUUGCAAAUAUACUAUACAAUCAUAGUAUUGAAGAACAGAUACAUUUAUUGUUAUUUUAGUUAAACUGACAUUUAUUUAAGAAUGAGUAAAACUUUUUGCAAAUAUUUCAGAAGUGCUUAAUUAAAACGGCCUUUUUUUAGAGGCCUAAAGGUUAUCCAUAAAAUAAUGGGAAUUCAUUUAGCUAAUUAUUUCCUGUAAUGUUUUUUGCAGUAUUAAUAAUAAAUUACUUCUAUUUGGUACACAUCAAUUAUGUUGUGUAUCAUGUUUCCAUUUCUGCAUUGUUUUAAGAAUGGUGACCUCUGGUUGCAAACAUUUAAUUUUUGUUAUCAUGUCUGAAUAGGUAUGGAUUAUGGAUUGUAUGACAGUUGUAUUUAUUACCUUCUAUUGACGUUAGGUGUAAUUGUAAAGAGGCUCCACAGUUCUGUUGACAAUUUAAGUUUCAUAUAUAUCAGUGUGACUGAUUGUUAUUUUAACAUUUGUGAGGAUAGCUUUUUGUAUACUAUGUAAAUAAAUGACAAUAUUCUGAA